AUGUCCAACAUUCAGCAGACAAGUGAUAUCGCUUCACCAAAUAGUAUCUUUAUUACUACUGGAAAAGGAAUUCGCUACUACUUAAAAAACCACUCUCUAACGGUAAUAGCCGGAAAACCAUAUAAUAUCACAUGUGAGGCGUCGCGGGCAAGGCCUCCUGCAGUACUGCAAUGGGGUCUACCACAUAGUCUGGUUGUUCUUCAUCAGCAUCAGUCUGAUGUCAUUCAAGUUUUUCCUACCAGUGUGCUCUUUCUAACUGGAGGUAACCAGUCACAAUCAACAGUCCUAUACGUUCAAGAAGAUUCACCUACUUCAAUCACGUGUAAAAGGCUGCCAGAAAAUGUUGAAGUGACUGGCCCAGUGGAUCUGUACGACGGUAACGAAACCAAUAUUUCUUGCAGAACUAGAAAUAGCUACCCCGCUCCUCUAAUUCAUGCUUACAUUGGAUCAAGAAACCUGACAAACAAUUCAUCGCUGAAGUCUUCAUUGAAUAGAGCUGAUCGAUAUGAUGCUGUAAGAAUUCUGAUCUUCGUACCAAGGAGGUUUGACCAUGGGAAACGUCUUCUCUGCCAGGCAGUUCAACCAGAAACACCCUUGGGUCGCUCUAUAAAUGGUAGCAUGGUUCUGAACAUAUCAUAUGCCAACCCUCCUGCUUUCAUCUUCCAGUGGUUCUGUAACGGAACGGAACUCUCUGUUCACCGAAAUAACAUAACGCUCUACAAAACUGUAGUACAGGGUGAAACAGUGACUUCAAGUGAACUUUCAAUUGGAAACCCCAGUUCAGAAGAUCCUUGCGAGUUCGAAUGCAUCGCUAGUUCCACUUAUGGCUCUGGAACUGCAGUCUUAAACUCAACAUUUUACGUUCUACCAUCUAGUAUCCUGCUCUUUGUUCCUCACGCUGAAGGCCACCAAGAACAUGAAGAACAUGGAAGUCCGUCAAGAAGUCAAUACAUUAAAGAAGAUUCAAUCACUUCAGUCACGUGUAAAGCGAUUGGAUCAUUCCCAGCAACUGAAUUAGAAUGGUAUUUUCCUAAUGGCAACAUUAGUAUUCUUAACAUCACGAAGACCCGUAGUGUUGUCUCAGAUGAUAUUUUGGUUGACACUGAGACUUCCAUCACAAUACUACCGGGGAAGGAGGAUCACGGACAGAACAUUCAAUGCAACGCAUAUAUUGAUGGCAAGCUUGUUGAUCAGGCGGUAGCCAGAUUGAUGGUGUACGCCAUACCGGAUGAUGUUAAACUGACGGUCCCAGAUGAUCUUCAAGACGGUUCAAAAACCAACAUAACCUGCACAGCUCGCAAUGGGUAUCCUGCUCUUCUCAUCCACUGGUAUAUUGGAUCAAGAAACGUCACAGGCAAUUCAACCCUGAAAACAUCCAUCAACAGCGCCGAUCGAUAUGAUGCUGAAAGCACUCUGAUCCUCAUACCAAGUAGGUUUGACCAUGGGAAACGUCUUCUCUGUCAGGCAGUUCAACCUGAUACACCCUUGGAUUUCUUAAUAAAUAACUCGGAUAUUCUCCCGGUUGUUGGCGAUAAUAUAACUCUUGUUUGCGCCUUUACGUCCCCGUCCAAACAUCAUGUUCUAUCAUGGCUUCAUGUGGAAAACAGAAACGCGGUCAUAGCAAAGGAUAAAGGUGACGGGACAGAACCUACAUACGAGAAAGACAUUUCAGAUGCUUCGAAGUACAGUUUGAUGUCUGAUUCUUCCAGCGGAAACCUGACAAUAAGUUAUCUAGGGGUAGAUGACAGCGGCAGGUAUCGCUGCUUGGUUGCCACCAGUGCUGAUGCAUUUCAUAGUUCAUUUGAACUAAAGAUACUGUCACAAGUCACACCUAGUUCGGUAGUGAUUACAGACAACCGCUUUGACUACACUGAUGGAAAAUCAGUUACCCUUACCCUUGGACGAACCCACAAUCUAACAUGUACAGUCCAAGGUACUAGACCACCUCCAGAACUCAAAUGGAAAAAUCCUGAAGGAGUAGCGAUUGGAAUAGAAGAUCAGAUCAACACUGUUGAGGGUGAUUCUUACACUUCUUGUAAAGGUGUUUUUAUGAGACCAUCUAGACAUGAUGAUGGGAAGGUUUUAACUUGUGCUGCUUUACAUCGGGGGCUAGAUCGGAGUCUCAAUACAACCGUACGUUUAGAAGUUCAGGUUUCGCCUAGUAAUCUGUUGCUUACAACGUCUAAUAAAGUUACGAUCUCAAAGGCUGGAAUAAGAAGCGUGACUGUUUUUGAAGAUACAGUGACAUCAUUCAACUGCACAAGUGUAGGAUCUCGGCCGACAGCAGUUAUAUCAUGGUCUGUUGGGUUGGAUGAAGAUCCCGGUAGGACGACCUCUACGUCGAAAACAAAUCAGGAUGACCAAAGUUUACGCGACACAGAGUCCUUGCUUCUGCUGAAUCCAAUGAGGAGUCACCACUAUCAAUAUCUUCGGUGUGUGACUACUGUUGGUAUAAACCAACGUCAUACAGAGUUAAUGGUCAUGGUCAACGGGCCAUCUGAUCCUCCUAUUCUCGAUGGAACACAAAGCUUACAGGAUGGUGUAUCAUCUAAAGUCACUUGUACAGCAAACAAUGGUUACCCAGAACCAACCUUCCAGUGGUAUCUUGAAGCAAAUAAUGUCACCGGCAAAUCUAAAUUACAAUCCUCCUUGAAUAAAUAUCAUCGGUUUGACGCCAAAAGUAUCCUCAAACUCACCCCGACGAAAGAUGAUCAUGGAAGAUCUAUAGUCUGUCAGGUUUUUCAACCAAACGAUGCAUAUAUGAAGCCUCAAAGGGUUAAUGAUGUUCUUCAUGUUCUUUGUAAGUCUCAUCGAUCGAUCAAUUUUCAUAUAGCAGGUCGAUCAUUUAGUAUUACAAGUCAACUUCAUUAUUCUACCUUCGUAUUGCUUUAUGCAACGAGUACAUUUCAAGCAUGCCUCGUUUUCCCAUAA
This is a messenger RNA of Lytechinus variegatus (green sea urchin), 2931 nucleotides long. Its product is annotated as synaptogenesis protein syg-2-like. The coding region runs from base 1 to 2931 and encodes 976 amino acids. The record is from RefSeq and is a predicted model, not a curated record. Gene Ontology annotation, molecular function: cell adhesion molecule binding. The transcript is spliced from 11 exons. Lineage: Eukaryota; Metazoa; Echinodermata; Echinoidea; Temnopleuroida; Toxopneustidae. Gene Ontology annotation, cellular component: cell-cell junction. Gene Ontology annotation, biological process: cell-cell adhesion.